AUGAAAAACGGCAAGUUUGUGAUACCUGUGGACUGCAGUUUCAAGCCGAAAGGCUUCAACAGUCAUCAAAGAGCCUGCGAGCGACGUGCAAGAGAGUCUGAAGAAGAUGCAGAGCAAUGGGCUUCGAUCCCACAUGUACAAGCAGCUGCUGUGCCAGCCCUGUCUGUACAAGCUGCGCAUGGUGAUGCCUGGAUUGAGCAGGACUACAACCAUGAUCAUGAUAACGACCAUUAUAACACCGAUGUUGACAUGUCAUCAGAUCGCUCUGACUCAGAGCCUGACAUCGAUGUCCCUGGACCCGCUAUCAACGAUAUCCGCACUGAAUUUCACCCACAUGCGAGGAUCGCACCACGCAUCGAAGUGUUCACUGAUUUCACCCGACACCACAAUUACGAGCCACCCCACCCGGAACACCAGCCCUGGCUUCCAUUUUCAUGUCAACUUGACUUUGAGGUUGCCAAAUUGGCACACAAGGCCACACUCACCCAUGAGCAAACAACAUGCCUUAUCCGGUUGGUUCAACGCAGUAAGAGCGAAGUUUUCACACUUAAAAAUUAUGCCGAUGUCCGGAAUACUUGGGAAGCGGCGUCUCAUCAAUUGACACUGUUUGAAAAGGAUACUGUUGUGGUUCUGCUCGACGGUACAGACAAGGAAUACACAGUUUACUUUCGCCCCCUUUGGGAUUGGGUGAUUGAUAUUCUGCGACAUCCCAUCAUCGGCCCGCAUUGCGUUUUUGAUGCCCAACAGUUAUCAAAAUUUGAUGGAGACACGUUCAUCAGGUUCAUCAAUGAACCAUGGACGGCGGAUGCGUUCUGGGACUGCCAGUCUCAGAUACCUCCCGAUGCGAAACCAUUAGCAUUUAUUUUUCGCAAGAAAGGAUAUCCCGUAAUCGCUCGCCUAGCAAACCUUCCCAUCGCCAUCAGAAACAGAAGUGGGAUGGGUGGGGGCCGGGUGGUUGGGUGGCUCCCAUUGGUCAAAGAGGACCCGAAAUACAAAGGUACACCACAAUUUGCCAACUUCAAAGUAGCUGUAUGGCAUGCGUCCAUCGAGAAGGUUCUCGCAUCAAUUGUACCGCCUUCGAUAAGUGGCCAAUGGGCAAAUUGUUGGGACAAUAUUGCAAGGCUCUUCUAUACCCUGGUGUUGAUACUGUCCACAGACUACGAGGAGCAAGACGAAUUAGCUUCCAUCAUGCCUCAUAACUAUGCUCUUUGGACAAGCCAGGCAACAAACACCCUUUUGAUCGAGGCAAGGGCAGAGCACUGUAAGGGACGACAGGAGGCAAUACUUAAGAGUCAGUCAAUUCGUGAUGUUGAUAACGCAUUUCAUGACAUGAAUCUGAAGACUACUCACAUGCACCGUGCGCUAUGCUAUGACCGACUUCAUGCUGUCCUUCGGGGUCUCUUCAGGGAUCACAUGUGGCCAGAACUACAACUACUAAUUGGCCUUUUGGGACGCAACCCCACCAUGAAAAUUGACCAGAAUAAAUACGAAGAUAUUUUCAAGAGCUACGUACUAUCAAAUCAGCUGAUUACAUUCAUGGCUCAUGAUGUUCUUCCAAAUGCUGACGAAAGUAAAGUCGCUUACCUUCUCCUUCGAUGUAUCCGUGCAUACCUCGACAUGAACCUGUAUGCAGCACUUGAGGUACAGACCACAACAACGAUUGCGGGAGGACGAGAAGCCCUUGAAAAAUUCUCUGAGCUAAUGAAUAAAUAUAUCGAGAAGUCUCAAGCUAUACGGCCAGACAAGAACUGGUCAUUUCCGAAGAACCAUCUAGCUGCCCACCUAUUUGAUGACAUCGAGGCUAAGGGAGUGACUUGCAACUACAACACAAAGCCGAACGAGAAGUUUGUCAUUCUAUUUUCAAUAUCAUUGGUUCUAGUUUUAAUCUAUGGUCGAGUGGAUGAACUGGAUGCAUACAACACUCAGAUGGCCAAAGAUGAGGACAAUGAGAAUGACCCCGAUACUAAUGUCCCAUCCAACUUCCAUAUCAGAUUCAGAUCGAAGCAACCAAAAAAGUCUCUGGAGGCAAUUGAAACACAAUAUAUCAACAAUCCCUCCUUCAGACGAUUCUGCACAAAACUCAAUGCAUUUUUAAAUUCUUUGCCCGCUAUUACACAGCAGGCCCGGGUGAACAUGUUACCGUUGGAUGAACUGGUGUCUUUUUUGCAUGGCUCCUCUUGCUCUUUACAUCACAACCAAGAGAAACUGCUAUAUACUCUCGCUGGAGGUCCUCUGAUCGGAUCGGAUGACUGUGUGUUCGUCCUGCACUCAUUCACAUCUGUUUGGUGCAAUCUAGCAUCUUCACUCAUUUCUGUGUGCUUGUGCGUGCACGUCUAUGCCUAUUUCAACAUGUCUGCAUCUGGUGUCUUGCACGAUAGGAUCAACACCGAACUUGGAGGCGUCAAUUCGCUACCAAGGUUGGGUGCUUUGGAGAAGCUCACGAGCGCUCCAUUCAUUGUUAUAGGGCCAGGUGCCGAUGUGGGAUAUCCUGCACCUGGCACGGUCGACCAGUCCUCUGCGGCUUCUCUCAUCUAUUUGUUUGAUCGGUAUUAUGCUGCACACUGGCAGUCCAGGUAUGAGGCAAUGAUAUCAGUCCAGCACCACAUCAAGAGAAAAAUCGACAAGUUGCACUCGCUGGUUUACAAUCAUGGGAAAGAGGAAAUCAAGGACAUCACAGGUAAACACUGCGUGUGCUCAGGGCACCAUGUCCGAUUCUUCCUGAAGAACAGGAACAAAGCAGACAAGUCUAGGAACUGCCCUGCAGGAUUCAUCGCUGACCAGGGAGUGGACAAUCCCACAGUUUGGAUGGCCUCGCACCCUGUUCCAGGUGACAAGGGUGGCAUUAACUGA
This is a messenger RNA of Suillus paluster, 2850 nucleotides long. RefSeq lists its product as uncharacterized. Bases 1 to 2850 code for a protein of 949 amino acids. The record is from RefSeq and is a predicted model, not a curated record. Lineage: Eukaryota; Fungi; Basidiomycota; Agaricomycetes; Boletales; Suillaceae. The transcript has 25 exons.